AUGGCCAUCGCGCCACUGUCGCCAGAAAACGAUGUUGUGGUCGCUGGAAAAUGCUGUCAGAGUGGGUUGUUGGAGUUGCAGUUACUCUAUUCUUGCCCUCACACCCAUCCCUCUCUCUGUCGCACCCAACCCCGCACCAUCAACGAUCUCUCGUGCCCAGCUGUUUCUCGACGGUCUCUCGCACCCAACCCUCGCACCAUCGACGCAACCCUCGUUAGAUUUGGAACCCUCCAUCGGCGCUGCUCCGUCCAUGCACCAUCAGUGGUCUCUGUCUCGGCGUGCCCUCCUACUCUCUCAGUGGUCUCUGUCUCGCAAACCCUUGUCGGAUUCGGAACCUCAAUCGUUGCUCACUCUAUUUCGCAAACCCUCAAUCGCCGCUCCUCCCUCCGUGGUUCAGCACCCGUCGCGUUGCCGUCUCCCUCUCUGAAGUCGUCGCGCCGCCGUCUCCCUCUCCCUCACUCGUCGCACCUCCGUCAGCCAUGUUCAACGUUCACAAUGCCGUGCUGUGGUAGUGCUCAGCUACUGAUAUGUGGUGCUCAUUCUGAGUUCAUUCUUUGCUGAAUCUCGUUUGGCAGAGAAUACCUCUAGAUUUUUUGCAAGGUGGCAAAUUUAGAGCAGCAGCAGAUAAUUACAUUAGGCCUCCCCUAACUAAGGUAUUCAAGUUUCUUUUUAG
This is a messenger RNA of Arachis ipaensis, 673 nucleotides long. NCBI's taxonomy places the organism in Eukaryota, Viridiplantae, Streptophyta, Magnoliopsida, Fabales, Fabaceae. The record is from RefSeq and is a predicted model, not a curated record.